This is a messenger RNA of Ctenocephalides felis (cat flea), 2289 nucleotides long. RefSeq names its product polycomb protein Scm (gene Scm). The record is from RefSeq and is a predicted model, not a curated record. Gene Ontology annotation, biological process: regulation of DNA-templated transcription. Bases 195 to 2102 code for a protein of 635 amino acids. Gene Ontology annotation, molecular function: protein binding; zinc ion binding. The transcript is spliced from 2 exons. Lineage: Eukaryota; Metazoa; Arthropoda; Insecta; Siphonaptera; Pulicidae. Gene Ontology annotation, cellular component: nucleus.
GAUGGCGUCAAAAAAAAAUCAAGCUUUCUGAAAAUUUGUUGAUAAAACUGAUACUAUAAUAUUAAUUCGAAUAAACGGUUUUAAUGACUUGUUAUAUAAUGUAUUUUACAACAUAAGCCUUCAGAGCUAUGGAUUUAUAAGAAAGAAUUUAUAAAUCUGUGUUUUAGGAUGUGAAAUAUCAUCAACAAAAUAAAAUGACAACAGCUGGAUCAACAAAUGUCAGCAGUCCGAGUUUAUCAAAAAUUCGGGGACCCGGCCGGCCGUCUAAAAAAGGUGCAUCGGCGUGUACAUGGUGCGGUGAAAGCAAAUUACCAUUAAAAUAUGUAUUUCCCACACAAAAUGGGAAAAAGGAAUUUUGCUCGGAGACCUGCAUUGCAGAAUUCAGGAAGGCUUAUAGCAAGGGAGCCUGCCUACAAUGUGAUAAUGUAAUCCGAGGAAACUCAUCUACCAGUCGAGAGUUUUGUUCUACCUUUUGUAUGAACAAAUAUCAAAAAAAGAAUGAUAAGAAUCUCAUAAAUUUACCCGUUACGAGUACUCAUUUAAAUAACACAGAAUCUGUAUCAAAUGUGUUACCUCCCUCGGCUGGGCCAUUUCAGUAUGAAUCAUUUCAGACUUUUGAUUGGAGUGAGUACCUGCGUGAAACAGGUAGUGAAGCAGCACCCCAGGAAUGUUUUAAGCAAGCACUUGUACCUCCUCAUAAUGAUUUUAAACCUAACAUGAAACUAGAAGCUUUAGAUCCCAGAAAUUUAACAUCUACAUGCAUUGGCACAGUGAUAAAUGUUUUAGGGCCAAGAUUGCGUUUGCGAUUAGAUGGCAGUGACAACAAAAAUGACUUUUGGAGGCUAGUUGAUUCUGGUGAAAUUCAUCCGAUAGGCCAUUGUGAAAAGUCUGGUGGAAUGUUACAACCACCACUUGGAUUUCGAAUGAAUGCAAGUAGUUGGCCAAUGUUUUUACUCAAAACACUCAAUGGUGCUGAAAUGGCACCAAGCAAAAUAUUUCAAAAAGAACCUCCAUCACCUCCUGGUAAUCUUUUUCAAGUUGGUCAGAAAUUAGAAGCCGUUGACAAGAAGAAUCCUCAAUUGAUAUGCACUGCGACAGUAGGUGCAGUAAAACAAGACCAGAUACAUGUCACAUUUGAUGGAUGGAGAGGAGCAUUCGAUUAUUGGUGCAGAUAUGAUUCUCGUGAUAUUUUUCCUGUGGGAUGGUGUGCUAAGUCUGGACACCCUAUGCAGCCUCCAGGACAGAAGACACCACAAGGAACCUCCAGAUUUAAGCCGAGAAUGACCAUAAGUGUCCUAGAGCCUGACACAUCUGUGAAUCAAAUGCCGAUUAAUAUUUAUGUUCAUAAAAGCUGUAACGGUGGUCCACUAAUAACAGCUAAUCAUUUAGAACCAACAUACACAGCAACAUCUAUUCGUAAUGUAAUUAAGUUAUGUCUACAAGGUUUAAUCCAUGCAAGUGUCGAGAGCAGGCAAUUAAUAAAUCUUUUUAACACUGUGUUACAUGGUGAUGAAUCUAUAUUAACAGUGGACUCAAAAACUUAUACAAUUAAAUUACAAGAUAUUGAUAAACUUACUGAAUUAUCACAGUAUCUAGAAAAUCUAUGUAAAUCAUUAGGAGCAUGUACUAAUCUUCUACGAAUUGAGACUUUAGUAGGAGAUUGUGCUAAAUGCACGCCGAUUGGACAUUCAGAAAUUGAUUCAAAGGAAACUUUGAAAAGACCUAUUAAACCAGAAAGCCCUACAUGUAGUUCAAGCCCUCCUGUUAAAAAACCAGUGUUGACUGAAACAGAAGCACCGACAUCAACAACUUCUAGUGAAAGCGGUCAACUAGUCUCUUUGGUUCAACCAGUUGUGCAACCAAAAACUCCAACAAGCGAAUGGAGCAUCGAAGAUGUUAUAAAUCAUAUAGCGGCUACUGACCCAGCCUUAGCAGUACAUGCUGACCUGUUUCGUAAACAUGAAAUUGAUGGUAAAGCCUUGCUGCUAUUAAAUUCCGAUAUGAUGAUGAAAUACAUGGGACUUAAGCUUGGGCCAGCUCUAAAAAUUUGUGCUAUAGUGACUCGUAUUAAAGGAGGAAGAAGGCAUAAUAUGGCUUUGUAAUUAUGAUGUAAAUGAUAUAUAUGGCUUAGAGACAAACGGAUUGUAAAUAUUCCUAUGAUUUGUGAUUUUGUAAUAUAAAUUUUUAAUUAACUAUAGUUGUAUGUAUUUUAAGUAAGUUUUAUUUUAUUAAUUAUAAAGGUUAACAUGUGAGUAUGCCCAGUAGUUCAAUAUUAUUGAAACGAAUUUA